CGCUCCAUUACAGACCGGCAGCACUGGUAACUUCAGCUCAUCCAACAAUUUGAACGUUCACAUGUUUAAUAUUUCUAUUGUGUUUAACUUUUCAAAAUUAGGAACUGCUUUUUUUAAAAACCGUUCAGCGAAAUGCCAAAGAAAAUAUUUGACAUGUUCUGUUUGUGCUUGUGGAGUCUGAGUGGAGUGUUUGGUGUUGAUGCAGUGAAGUCAGUGUCAGUGACUGAGGGAGAAUCUGUCACUCUAAACUCUAGUCUUACUGAAAUACAGACAGAUGAUCUGAUAAUGUGGAGAACUGGACACAACAACAAUCUCAUAGCUACCAAAGAAAACUAUAAGAUAGAUUUUCCUGAUGUGAGAUUCAGAGAUAGACUGAAGCUGGAUCAUCAGACUGGAUCUCUGACCAUCAUGAACAUCAGAAACACUGACUCUGGACUUUAUACAGUAUCCAGCAGCAGAUCAGAGACGCCGCUCAACACAUUUAAUAUUACCGUCUAUGCUCGUCUGCCUGUUCCUGUCAUCAGCCAUUCUUCAAAAAAAUCCCCAACUUCAUCAAAUUGUUCAUUGGUGUGUUCAUCAGUGUUGAAUGUGAGUGAUGUGACUCUCUCCUGGUACGCAGGAAUGAGUGUAUUGUCCAGCAUCAGUGUGUGUGAUCUCAGCAUCAGUCUCUCUCUACCUCUGGAGAUUGAGUGUCUGGAUGAUUCCUACAGCUGUGUGAUCAACAAUACCAUCAGCAACCAGACCACACAUCUCAACACUGAACUCUGUCGGCCAUGUUCAGACUCAGUGUCUCUGAUAGUGCUGAUCUCUUCUUCUGCUGCUGCUGCUGGAUCUCUGAUGAUUGUUACUGCAGUUGGGAUCUUCUGCUUCUACAGGAAACACAGAAAAACAGACAGAGAAGGCAAGUAUUAUAUAUAUAUUAAAAUAAUGUAA
This is a messenger RNA of Rhinichthys klamathensis goyatoka, 933 nucleotides long. RefSeq lists its product as uncharacterized. The record is from RefSeq and is a predicted model, not a curated record. The transcript is spliced from 4 exons. The coding region runs from base 133 to 933 and encodes 266 amino acids. Lineage: Eukaryota; Metazoa; Chordata; Actinopteri; Cypriniformes; Leuciscidae.